Messenger RNA from Rana temporaria (common frog), 3240 nucleotides. RefSeq lists its product as uncharacterized. Gene Ontology annotation, biological process: DNA integration. The record is from RefSeq and is a predicted model, not a curated record. Bases 1 to 3240 code for a protein of 1079 amino acids. NCBI's taxonomy places the organism in Eukaryota, Metazoa, Chordata, Amphibia, Anura, Ranidae. Gene Ontology annotation, molecular function: nucleic acid binding; RNA-DNA hybrid ribonuclease activity. The transcript has a single exon.
AUGAGGGCCCAAAUACAUUUUUCUGAGGAUGGAGUGGAAGUAAACAUCCCUUCUGAUUCUGACCAACCCCAAAUGGAAGAAACCUGGGAUAGUAUCAUUGCUUUGUGUAACUUGGAACUGGACGCAAGUUUCACAGAGAGCUUGCCUAGUGAUUUAGUUGAAGGCACCAAUCCCGAUGUUUGGGCUACAGAGGGGAACACGGUACUUAUGAUCCGCUGCCCCCCUGUUAGGAUCAAGCUAAAACCAGAUGCUAUCAUUCCUAGGUUACCUCAGUAUCCAUUAAAAUUGGCCCAAUUGGAGGGAAUUAGAGACCAAAUUGUACACCUCCUGAAAGAGGGUAUACUGGUGAAGGUGAGUUCACCCGCUAAUACCCCAUUAUACCCUGUGAAAAAACCAGGCCGAAACGUGUACCGGAUGGUACAAGACCUGAGAGCAAUUAACAAAAUCAUCCAAGAGGAUGCUCCGGUGGUACCAAACCCUCACACUAUUCUGAGUAACAUCAUUCCUUCUAACCAAUAUUUCACAGUUAUGGAUUUGAAGGAUGCCUUUUUCACGGUACCACUCCACCCUGACUGUCAGUACCUCUUUGCCUUCAGCUUUGAACGGCAACAGUAUACCUGGAGUAGAUUGCCCAUGGGCAUGGUAUCUAGCCCAAAUGAGUACAGCAAAGCUAUGAAAGAAUGCCUGGACAGGUGGCACUGCCCAGAGGAUACCACUCUACUCCAAUAUGUGGAUGACUUGCUGAUUGGAGGCAACACGAGAGAGGCAUGCAGAGAUGCAACUAUCUCCUUGUUAAAUCACCUAGCAGAGGAGGGAUGCCGAGUAUCCCCCGCCAAAUUACAAUACAACAUGGACCGAGUUGUGUUCUUAGGUCAUUGCAUCUCCCAAGGGAGAAAACACCUGACACAAGACCGAAAGAAGGCUAUUCUGAAUAGCAAAAUGCCACAAAAUGCAAAACAAUUGAGGGGGUUCCUAGGAUUGGUUGGAUAUUGCCGACAAUGGAUACCAGAAAUGUCCAAUGUUUGUAAACCACUCUAUGACUCUGUGAACACACAGGGGAAACUGGAACUCAGUGAAGGGCAAAUGCAUGCUAUUCAGACCUUGAAGGCUGCAAUCAGCGAAGCACCUGUUUUGGGCUUGCCAGAUUAUACCAAGGGAUUCAGGCUCUACUGUCACGAGUCCAGAGGCCACGCUGCUGGAGUUCUGACGCAGGACCAUGGAGGACAUGACAAGCCAAUUGGCUAUUACAGUUGUCAGAUUGACACUGUUGUCAAUGCGAUGGCACCCUGCCUGAGGGCAGUAGCUGCAGCUGCGGAGAUGCUGACUAAAACUGCAGACAUUGUGCUAGGGAACCCAUUGGAGGUUUACGUACCUCAUGAGGUCCACGUGGUCAUGCAGAACUUGACAACAAAACACAUUUCAUCAGCGAGAUUGACCAGAUAUGAACUGGCACUUUUAACGCCCACAAAUAUUACCCUCAAAAGGUGUGCAAAAUUAAAUCCAGCUACAUUGCUACCAGAGACAGUACAAGAUGAACUAGAAAGCCAUGACUGCAAUGCAGAAAUGGAGGAUCAUUAUCUGGAAGCGCAGAGAGUAAGAGAUACCCCCAUUCCCAAUGCGGACCUCACUGUGUUUGUAGACGGGUCCCGCUUCUAUACUGAAGAAGGGCACCCUGUUACGGGAUAUUCUGUGGUCACCAAGGAUGAAAUCCUUUUCCAAGGAAAAUUACCUGGGCAUCAUUCCGCCCAGGUGGCAGAGCUUAUGGCUCUCAUGCAGGCUUGCAUAGUAGGAAAAGAUAAAAGGCUCAAUGUCUACACUGACUCAAGAUAUGCGUAUGGAAUAUGUCACGAUUUUGGCCAGAUCUGGAAAUUACGUGGAUUUCUGACCACCUGUGGAAAACCUAUCAAACAUGGUGAGCUCAUUAAGAAAGUCCUUGAGGCACUUUGGUUCCCCGAGGAAAUAGCAGUUCUAAAAUGUGCAGCACACACCAGAGGCACGGAUGAGGUUUCACUUGGGAAUGCUAAAGCAGAUGUUGCGGCAAAGGCCGCUGCUGUAACUGGCACCGAGUCUGUGGAAGUCUUCAUAGCCACACCUUGCUCUGACAGUCCUGAUCAGGUAGAUUUGACUGUCCUGGCGAACUUGCAAAGGCAAACUGAUGAAAAGACAAAGCAGAAGUGGCAAGAUCAGGGAUGUAAAGAAACUACUGGACUUUGGGCCCAUGAGGAUGGAAGGUACUGUGCCCCUCCAGCACUGUAUCCAUAUUUGGCAGAGGCAUCGCAUGGCCCUUCUCAUCUAUCCAAAGGAGCAAUGGUCUCCACAAUCACAUCUCACUGGGUGGCCCCCGGAUUCACCACUGUUGCAGAGAGAUUCUGUCAAGGGUGCGAAACAUGUCAGAAACAUAAUCCUGGGAGGCUGGUCAAAACCCCAACUAAACACUUGCCCAAAGCACAGUAUCCUUUCCAAAGACUGCAGAUUGAUUACAUUCAAUUGCCAAAAUGCCAACAAUUUCAAUAUGUCCUAGUGUGUGUAGACAUGUUUUCAGGAUGGGUAGAGGCCUGGCCGGUAGCCAAGGCGACGGCAUCAGUCACUGCAAAGAAACUCUUGCAGGAAAUUGUGUGCAGGUAUGGCCUAAUGGAGACUGUAGAGUCUGAUCAAGGGAGCCACUUCACAGGCCAGGUGAUGGCUGAGGUUAUGGGAGGACUCCAAAUUGAACAGAAGUUCCAUACUCCCUAUCACCCACAGGCGUCGGGAAAGGUCGAAAGAUAUAAUGGGGUGAUUAAGAAUAGACUAGCAAAAAUUUGUGAAAAUACGGGCCUCACCUGGGUGCAAGCUCUCCCUCUGGUUUUGAAAUCCAUGCGACAUACUCCUAGAGGUCCAGAAAAACUGUCUCCAUUCGAGAUAUUGUUUGGAAGACCCCCAAUGACAGGAUUGUUUUUCCCACAAGAAAUGACAUUAAUGCAUUGUUCCUUAAAAAUGUAUGUGCAGGAAUUACACCAGCAGCUCACUAAGUUGCAUGCCAAAGUGUUCUCUUCUAUUCCAGACCCAAAUUCUGACGGUAAAUCCCACUCCUUACAACCUGGAGAUUGGGUGGUGAUCAAGAAAUUUCAACGAAGAGGACUGGAGCCCAGGUUUGAGGGUCCCUACCAGGUAUUGCUGACCACCCCCACCUCAGUAAAGGUAGAGGGAAAAAUCUCUUGGAUACAUGCUUCUCAUUGCAAACGAGUUCAGAAGGAGGUUUAG